GAAGAUGAUAAAGCAAAUGACAAGAUGAUGAAUGUAGCGUACAAAAGAAGUUUGACAGCGUAGUAGUUAUGAGUGAUAAGACAUGCAACACAGUUGUAUUAAAGACAAUGUAAUCCUGAAAGGAUUUGAUUCAUUUUUAUUGCACAAAUCAAAGACAGACAAGCUAGGAAGCAACAAUAUCUCACUUGCGGCAAAUCCUGGCAGUGGGCAUGGUGACACAAAUGGGAGCGUACUUCUUCUUGGCUUCCGGCGUGCCCCGCUUCGGCUCCUCCGCCUCCGCAACCUUAGUCAGCGACCAUGCCGCCGCCAUGGCAGCCGCCCCCAAAACCAAAUCCCUUCUCCCGCUGCUCUCUUGCGCGGUGGCCUUGACGGUAAAAACCCCUCGGCGGAGAGGGGAGGGUGACGCGGCUCCGAAAUAUGCAGGAGACGUCGCCAUUGAUAGAUGGAAUGGAUAUAUAAAAGUAUUUGGAAAUCAAAUAAAUACGUACGUACCUAGUACUCCGCCAGAUCGAGUGAUGAAUCGAUUUUCAUUGAAAUGAUCUUUUUAUUAUUCUCUUACCUUAUCUGCAAGUAAUACGUCCGCCAAUAAAGUAUUGCCAACUGUCUCGCCCUAUCUUGUGUGAGCUACGUAGAA
Cuscuta europaea is the source of this 634-nucleotide messenger RNA. The record is from the annotation of a GenBank genome assembly. Lineage: Eukaryota; Viridiplantae; Streptophyta; Magnoliopsida; Solanales; Convolvulaceae.